Messenger RNA from Aspergillus heteromorphus CBS 117.55, 528 nucleotides. Its product is annotated as Zn(II)2Cys6 transcription factor domain-containing protein. Lineage: Eukaryota; Fungi; Ascomycota; Eurotiomycetes; Eurotiales; Aspergillaceae. The transcript is spliced from 2 exons. Gene Ontology annotation, molecular function: DNA-binding transcription factor activity, RNA polymerase II-specific; zinc ion binding. Gene Ontology annotation, biological process: regulation of DNA-templated transcription. The record is from RefSeq and is a predicted model, not a curated record. The annotation marks the transcript as partial.
CUACUUUGUACAGCCUAUCUAUCUUCCCCAUGCAAGCAUCUGGCAGUGAAUCUAGCCUCGAACAGGCACCACAGGUGUGUAGGGCCUGCAAGAUCCGAAAGAGGAAAUGCAAUAAAGCACUCCCGAAAUGUUCGUCAUGCGCGAAAAGAAAUGUAGUAUGCGACUACACGAGCCCAGAACGGACGGGGUAUUCCGAACAAGCCUUCGCAUCUAACCCAUGGGCACCCCCUGCCCAAUCCAUCGACUUUCCGACGAUGUUGUUCCUGGAUCCCGGGCUCUUACAGCAGGGCCAAGUGGAAAUCGCACAGGCAGUAACACCAAUCCCGACACACAUCCUGCAUAUGCUAGGAGAUAUUGAGGAUAUACGUGCCACUGCAUGCAAGUUCUUCGAGCACAUCCACACGUGGAUGCCCUUUAUCUCGAAGAAACGAUUCCACGAACUCUCUCUACGGCCAUCAUUCCACUCUCGACCUGACGUUUGCAUGUUGUUGCUCUACCUCAAGCUCAUCACAGUACUACCGCCCCCCA